AUGUAUGGCCACUGGACUAAUAAUUGUGUACGUUUCAGGGAUUUGAUCGAAAAGGCGAUUACUGAUGGUCGUCUUGCAUUCGAAGAAAAAGACAUGAAAGUUGACACAGACCCAUUCGCUGCUCAUACUGGAUAUGCCGAACCAGUCUCUAUGGGGGUCAACAUGGUGGAUGUUACUGUGGAAGAGGAUGAAAACAUCGAGCCUAUCUCUGAUGAGAGACUCGAAGAGUUAAUGGAGGAUUUUGCCAAGGAGCAGGAACCCAUUUACCCAAAGGAAGGAGAUAGUUUGGUCGACUUCUUAUCCAAGAAGAAAGAAGCAGACAAGGAAGUCAUGUUGUGCCCUUGA
Messenger RNA from Cajanus cajan (pigeon pea), 345 nucleotides. The record is from RefSeq and is a predicted model, not a curated record. NCBI's taxonomy places the organism in Eukaryota, Viridiplantae, Streptophyta, Magnoliopsida, Fabales, Fabaceae.